Solenopsis invicta (red fire ant) is the source of this 2041-nucleotide messenger RNA. Its product is annotated as pentatricopeptide repeat-containing protein 1, mitochondrial. Gene Ontology annotation, molecular function: protein binding. The transcript is spliced from 4 exons. The record is from RefSeq and is a predicted model, not a curated record. NCBI's taxonomy places the organism in Eukaryota, Metazoa, Arthropoda, Insecta, Hymenoptera, Formicidae. The coding region runs from base 172 to 1893 and encodes 573 amino acids.
CAGAGGUAACACUAAUGUGUUGAAUGAUGCAAAUGUGGAGUAGUGCCAUGUGUUUAUAAUUUUAUCUCGCUUAUCCUGUUGAAAUUCAAUAUAGCUUGUUCCACUGUUAUAAAAAGCAAAUAUACAAAAUAAAUUCUUUUUUUCACAAAUGCAAAUAUUUUUAUUUAUAAAAUGUUUUGUCAGAAAAUUCGCGCGUUAAUUAAACUCAAAAGCGUCAUAGGUUAUGUCAAUGAAUUAAAUCACUUGAUCAUAUCAAAACAAUAUGGGAUUGGGCAUUUACAGUUCAGAUUGCAACACCCGGUCAGCAAUUUUUGUACGCAGAAACUUCCGAAGAAGGCGGAUGUUUUUGGAGAUAUCUCGGGCAGGAAAUUCGAGCGCUUUCCAUUGGACAAGCAGGAAAAAGAGGAAGAAGAAUUUCAAGAUAAAGAAGCAAUUGUUCCACGUCGACUGAAACCAAGUCCAGGCCAGUACGCCAAGAUGAUCAAGUCGCAUAUAAGUAAGAACGAUUUGAACUCCGCUUUGAAGGUGCUGAACUUGAUAAAGGAGAACCGAGACAAGCCCACGCUGUACCUGUACAACCUCCUGUUGUAUUCGUUCGCCAAGCAAGGUGACAUAAAGCGAUGCUUCAGUUUGUACAACGAGGCGAAGAAGCGUGGGCUGCAGCCGAAUGCGGCGACCUACACCAGCCUGAUUAACGCGUGUGCUAUGGCCAACAACAGCACAAUGGCUCUGGACCAUUUAAAUCGGUUGCGACAGUCGCUCUAUUCGGCGCAGUUCCCACUGAACGAGACGCACUACAAUGCCAUGGUGAAGGCGUACAGUUGGCACGGUCAGAUCACGGAGGCCUUUCAAUUGGCGGACGAGAUGAGGGACAGACGUAUUCCCAUCGGAGAGAUAACAUACAACUCCCUGUUUCAUGGAGCGAUCUCGGACAAAGAGGCUGGCCUGCGACACGCCCUGAUCGUCUGGCAUUUAAUGCGCUUGAAGAAUAUCAAGACGAGCCUGAUUACUUACAAUCUUCUCCUGAGAGCGAUCAGAGACACCAAUCUGGGAAACUUAAAGCCUGACGAUGUUCUUCUCUCAGGACUGGACCAAACUAGAAUUUCAAUUAUUGAAGGCGACAGGCCGGAUUUGUUGGCCUCUCCGCCUGUUGUGAGCACACUUUUACCAUUAGAAAAUAAACAGAAUGUUAUGCAAAGCGAUACCGAUGCAAAUACGCAGAAAACGUUGGUAAAUUUGAACGAUGUAUUUGUCAGCAAUCGUCUGAUUCUGUUCGGUGGCUUAGAAGGAUUUCUGAACCGGAUGUUCAACGACGGUGUUAAACCAAACGCCAAAACCAUUACGCUGCUCCUAGAUUUAAUCCCCAAUACGACAUCCGCUGAAAAUCUACUCACCAAAAUUGCAGAUGAAAAAAACAUCGAACUGGAUAUCGAUUAUUUUAAUAUGCUCAUUAAGAGACGUAGCAUGCGAUUCGAUUAUAAAGCUGCAAAGGAGGUGAUAAGCAUAACAGAGAAAAAGCAGCUUUCUCCAAACGUAAUGACCUUUGGGGUCUUGGCGCUCAGUUGUCAAGAAUGCAGAGAUGCCAGAGAGUUCCUGGAAGGACUAGAGGCUUAUGGAUACAAACCGAAUUCUGUAAUCGUGGGCACUCUCAUCGAUACGGCUUGCUAUAAAAAAGAUUUUGAAUACUUGUUAUUUGUAAUGAAGUAUAUGACGGAGAACAAAAUGAAACCCGAUAAGAAGGCCAUCAAUUGUCUAAAGGAGUUUUCAGAAGAAUUAUCGAAAAUAGAGAAACCUACAGGAAAAUACAAACUCCGAAAACUGAAGCGUUUGGAGGGAAACGUCGAGAAAUUCGAACAGGAGUAUCCCAAAUGGCAAAAGAUGAUAAAACAAUAGUUCAUUACAAGAUAAAAUAUUAUUUCUGUAAAAUACAGCCCUUGAAAAAAAAUUUGUAUACUGUUGUUGACACAAUUGAUAUGUUUUGUAAAUAUACACAUAUGUACGAAAGGAAAGGAAAUGGACAGUAAAUAAAUUAGCGAAGAUA